Messenger RNA from Numida meleagris (helmeted guineafowl), 1186 nucleotides. It is a transcript of the gene PARP16, whose product is annotated as poly(ADP-ribose) polymerase family member 16. The record is from RefSeq and is a predicted model, not a curated record. Gene Ontology annotation, molecular function: kinase binding; NAD+ poly-ADP-ribosyltransferase activity; protein serine/threonine kinase activator activity. Bases 82 to 1068 code for a protein of 328 amino acids. Gene Ontology annotation, cellular component: endoplasmic reticulum tubular network; nuclear envelope; membrane. The transcript is spliced from 6 exons. Lineage: Eukaryota; Metazoa; Chordata; Aves; Galliformes; Numididae. Gene Ontology annotation, biological process: endoplasmic reticulum unfolded protein response.
GGAAGCGGCGCGGGGCGGAGCGGCGGCCCCGAGGCGGAAGGGCCGCGGUUCUGCCCUCCCCUCCCCCCCUCCGUCGGAGCGAUGCGGCCGCCGUGUCCCGGCGAGGCGGUGCGGGAGGCGGUGCGGAGGGACCCGCUGGGCGCCGAGCUGCGCUGCAGCCUCUUCGCCGCCGCGCUGCAGAGCUACAGGCGGGACUCGGCGCUCAGGCCCUUCCCGAGCCGCUACGGCGGCACCGACGCCGCCUCCAAGGACUUCGAGGCGCUGCUUGCAGAUACCAAGGCGCUGCCCAGCCUGAAGGAGCUCCUCGGAGCUGACCCAAGCACGGAGAAAAGGACCUGGGAUUUGUUAAGUUGGAUUUUGUCAUCUAAGAUCUUCACGAUACAGAGCAUCAAGAAACAGGAGUACGAGAAGAUCCAGGAGCUCACCGGGAUGUCUGGUGCUGCUGUUCCUGCUCCAGACUUCCUCUUCGAGGUCACGUAUUGCGAUCAAGUGAAUGCCAAGUUUGCCGAGACCAGGGGUGAGCGGGACCUCAUCCACGCCUUCCACGGCAGCCGCCUGGAGAACUUCCAUUCCAUCCUGCACAACGGCCUGCACUGCCACCUGAACAGGACAUCGCUGUUUGGUGAGGGCACCUAUCUCACCAGCGACCUGAGCCUGGCUCUGCUCUACAGCCCUCAUGGCCUUGGUUGGCAGCGAAGCACACUGGGCUCUGUCCUGAGCUGCGUUGCUGUCUGUGAGAUCAUCGACCACCCCGACGUCAAGUGCCAGGUGAAAAAGAAAGAUUCCGAAGAAAUAGACAGAAAAAGAGCAAGAGUGAAGAACAGCGAAGGGGGUGAUGUACCACAGAAAUACUUCGUUGUCACAAACAACCAGCUCCUACGAGUUAAAUACUUGCUGGUAUAUUCACAGAAACAGCACAGGAGGCCUUCAGGUCAGUCCUCCUGGUUUUCCACCCACCGUUUUGCCAUAACAAUGAUGCUGUACCUACUGCUGCUGAUGGUGAUCGGGGCCAGCAACUCGCCAACCUUCCUCUACUACUGGCACAGAAUGUUUCACUCAGAUGGAUGAAUUGCCCCCCGAAAUAAACUGCUAUCUUCACUUUGUGCCUUAAUAACAACAAAUCCACCAUGCACGGUCUGUUCCAGAGCUCUGGAAAUAAAAGAUGCUUGGAGCUUUCCAGUUAUUA